AAUAAAUACAAAAAAAAAAUCAAACAAAAUCAUUUUUUCCUGCUGCUGUACGUAUCUCACAUUUUUAACUAUUUCCAACGAUCCUCAAAAUGUCGAUAGUGCAGCAAUCGGAUGGCGAUUUUACCGCUUAUGCCACACAACGCCCCAACAGUUUGGAAGUUCGUGGCAAAUUGCCAUUUCAAAUAAAUGAAGGUGCCGUUACCGAUUUUACAUUGGAGACAUUCAUCAAUAAUCUGCAAUUGGACCUUUACCGUUUGAUGAAUGAGGAAGCCAAGGAUGAGUAUUUGGAAAAAUAUGAUGCCUUGGAUAUGUUUACGGCCGUGCAAGAAAUAAACCGCGAACUGGCUAUAGUUAAAUUGGAGAAUCAUUUUCUCAUCGAUUUUCUCGAACGUAAUGAUCCGAAAAUGCUGAUCGGGCUCAAGACUAGGCGUAUCACAGCAUCAGCGCAAAGGCGCACGACUACAACUAGCUCCGUGGGCAGUGCACGUUUAUCGAAUGCAACGCCGAGGCGUUCAAUUAGUUCGAGACCCUCCGAAACCGUCUCCAUAUACAACACAAGUCAAUCAAACUACACGGGCGCUUCGAAGAAAGGUGGACCGGCGGGUAUGCAUAGCGGUCAAAUGGAGUAUAGACUAAAUUACAAGUCGAAAUGCGACAUGGCGGAGAAGGCAACGACCGAAGUUGAAAAACGUGUAAAUGAAAUUGAGAGCAAAGCAAUGCAGGCGAUUAAGUUGCUGAAUGCACGUAUUGAGGAGCUGCAAUUUCGCUAUGACGAAACCGACGAAACGAUGAAGAAUUUCCAAUUACAUUUUCUCAAGGACGAAAAGGAUAUUGCAUUUUUAGAGAACGCUGGUGAAAAACAAAUUGAGCGCAAGUUCAAAAAGUUCGUCAACAAUUGGCUGAAGAAUGCACGCGCGCUGCUCAGCACAAUGCGCUUACGCAUAACGGCAUUACAUGAGAAUUGCCAACAAUUGCGCAGUGAUCUAAUAACCAAGUCCGAUUUGAGCGGCAUCUUGAGCGCCGUUGACUUCGAGCAAUUGAUGAUUAAACGAAAUGAGCUACUGAAUUCGUUGGAUGAGAAAAACGCGCACAUGGCGGGUUUGAAGAGUGUCACUGGCAAAGCAUCACUGGCCAUGUCGGAGGAGAAGCAAAUCAUGAUGAAUAUUGAGGAGGAGUCGAAAUCAAUUGCAAACAAGACUGUGGAUGUGAUUAAGAAUGUUUCGCAGCUGGAAAGAGAAGCCAAGGCGGUGGAGGAGGAAAAUAAGAAGGAAUUGAAAAUAUUGCAGUCGCUCAAAGAGCAGCUGGAGCGUUAUCAGGCGCCUAGUGUAAAUCAGUAUGUUGAAAAAAAGGAUGAGUUAUUGAUGUUGGAGAAAGAGGAAAAAAUGUUGCAACGAAAAAUUUACAUAUUAAAUAUGAAGCUCAAUAAUGUUUACAAGCGCUGCGCAAAAAUGCAAUGA
Bactrocera tryoni is the source of this 1457-nucleotide messenger RNA. RefSeq names its product MAR-binding filament-like protein 1. The record is from RefSeq and is a predicted model, not a curated record. Gene Ontology annotation, cellular component: ciliary basal body; axoneme. The transcript is spliced from 2 exons. Gene Ontology annotation, biological process: cilium assembly. Bases 90 to 1457 code for a protein of 455 amino acids. NCBI's taxonomy places the organism in Eukaryota, Metazoa, Arthropoda, Insecta, Diptera, Tephritidae.